This is a messenger RNA of Dermatophagoides farinae (American house dust mite), 2838 nucleotides long. RefSeq lists its product as uncharacterized. Gene Ontology annotation, molecular function: acyltransferase activity, transferring groups other than amino-acyl groups. The record is from RefSeq and is a predicted model, not a curated record. NCBI's taxonomy places the organism in Eukaryota, Metazoa, Arthropoda, Arachnida, Sarcoptiformes, Pyroglyphidae.
AUGAUCAAUCAAUAUGUGAAUGUAAUGAAUCACAUUCAAUUGAAGUAUUCCAUUAUCUGAAUAAUCUUUAUGAACAGAAUAAAAAUGAACCAAUUGUUAAACAUGUUGAUAGUUUCAAUGAUACAAUGGCCAUUGUUGAUCAUUUAGUGAAAAUUGUUGGAAAAAUUAUCAAUCUUGAAGUUGAUCAACAACAAAUGAUGAUAUUGGCCGAUAUUGUUAUCAAUACAAAUAUUAGCAAUGAAUGUUUAUGGUCAUUGGCUAAAAUUUCAUCCGGUGUAUUUGAUCGUCAAAUUUGGGCAUUAAAAUUUUUGGAUGCAUUUGGAAAAUUUCCUACCGGCAUUGCUGAAGGUUCAUUUUCACAUUUUGGUGAAUAUGAUGAAUGUUUAGAAAUUGAACAUCAUCAUCAUCAUAAUAAUGAUGAUGAUCAUUCGAAUACAAUUUAUGGCCGUUAUUGUUUAGCAAAAAUUAUUAUUCCAUAUCCGCCUACAUUCAAUCCAAUGUAUCAACCAUCAAUAGAUACAUUAUAUGUUCGUCAUCAUUUUGAAUAUUUUAUCAAUUUUCUUCGAUUAUAUAAUCUAGAUAAUUAUCUAACAAUGCGUAAAGUAGUGGAAAAAUUGAAUAAUCAACAUGGUACAUGGUUACGUCUCGGUGUUUGUUUUCCUACUGCAUGUCAAUCAAAUGAAUUUGAAUUAUUAUUGAAUGAAAUUUUUUAUCCAGUAUUCAAACUUCCAAUUGAAUUGGAACCAGAUUGUUAUGAUCGCCAAACAUAUGCACGAAAAUCAUAUGAUAAUUAUGAAUUCUAUGCAUUAAUAAUAUUAUCAACCAUCAUUAUUGUAAAUCUCAUAUGUACAGCAUGUCAUUUCGGUUGUAUUGCUUUCUGUUGUCAACCAAUGACUGAAUCAAAUGAUUCUACACCAAUUCAAAAAUUAUUCUUUCGACUAUCAAAAUCUCAAUUAUUCAAAUGGAUCAUAUGUUUUUCCAUUAUAGCCAAUACUGAAGCUUUAUUCGAUUUUCAUUGUUAUGAUGAUCCAAUGAUCAAACAACAAAUGAUGACUACAAAUAAUGAUGAUGAUGAUGAUGAUGAUAAAAAAUCAACAAAACAAAAAAAUCAUCAUCAUCAUCAUCAUAAAACUAUUGAUCGAUUUAAAUGUAUAGAUGUUGUACGACUUUUUCUGGUCAUCAAUGUAUGUGUGGAUCAUAUGUUUUUGUUUCCACCAUUUAUGGCAUUCAUGUCAUUCAAACGAAUAUUGAAUUCAGUCAUAACUAAAGCAUAUGAUUAUAAUCGUUAUUUUUUUGCCCGUAAUAUACUUAUUAUUGAUACAAUGUUUUUGAUCAGUGGCCUAUUACUAUCAUAUAGUUUAUUACGAAAAUUAGCCAUCAAUCGUGGUCGUUUUAAUUAUAUUGUAUUCACUAUACGUCUUUGGUUGAAAUAUUCAAUACCAAUGUUUUUUAUCGUUCAAUUAUUUUGGCUAUUACCGCUUAGUGGUGAUGGACCAUUAUGGAAUAUGGGCAUGAAAAUGUUGGUCAAUACAUGUAAAGAAUCGGAUAGUUUAUUAUCUAGUUUUACAUAUUUAAGCAAUUAUCGUAUACGUAGUAAUCAAAAUGUAUUUAAUUUUGAUCAAAAAUUUGCAUUGUGUAAUCCACCUACAUGGUUCUUAUCGGCAUUAUUUCAAUUACAAAUCAUUGGUCCAUUGUUUAUUUUGGCCAUUUAUCAUUAUCAAAGAUUUGGAUUAGGUUUGAAUAUUUUUAUGGUUUUAUUCGGCUGCUAUACAAGCAUAUUACCUGAUCAUUUAUUUGGUCAACUAACCUAUAUGGAUGGACCAUCAUUUUCAUCAUUAGAAGAAUUAACACAUUCAUUUGUUGCCUAUCAUAUGGGCAUUAAUCAAUAUUUGAUUAGUUUUUUUCUCGGCAUCAUAAUUGGUUUUUUAAUUAUACAACGACAAAUUCAAAUGAAUCCAAAUCAAUCAAUCAAUAAUGAUGAUCGGAAAAAGAUUAUUGUAGAAAAAUUAUGGCUAAAACGAAUAUUGUGGAUAAUGGCCAUUGCUGGAUUAAUCAUAUCAAUAUAUUGGUUCAUGACAUUGCAUACGAUGAAUGUGGCACCAUCACGUACAUCAAUAUUAUUAUGGUUUUCUAUUGGUAAAUUAAUUGGCUGUUUAUCGAUUGCAUGGAUGUUGUAUGAACUUUGUAUUGGACAAGCUAUUAUAAUCGAAAAAAUUUUCUCCAUUCGUUUAUUUCAAUUUCUAUCACGAUUAACAUUCGGUAUUUAUUUGCUACAUUUUCUUCCAUUAGCACAUCGAUUAUUCACAGUACGUGAUUCCUAUGUGAUGACGGAUAAACUUUUGUUUGAAUUCAUUUUGAUCGAUUUCAUACAAACAUCUAUAAUGGCUGCCAUAUUCUAUGUGAUAAUUGAACGUCCAUUCAAUAAUUUUACCACUAUGAUUGUUCUCAAUAUUGCAACAAUGACAAACAAAUCUCAUUGUAACGACAAUAUCAUUGAUCGAAUCAUCGAUAACCAUAACGAAUGCAUCGAUUCUGCCGAUAUCAAGGAUGAUGAUGAUGGUGAUGGGAACAAGAGAAAAUUUUCUCAAUAUCAUCAAAAUGGCCAUGACGAAAUGACGAAUGAUAGCCAUCAAAAACAACAAUAUCAAUAUCAAUAUCAAUCACAGCAUGCAUCAUCAUCAUCGAUGGAUCAGAAUAAUAAUAAUAAUUCAUUAUCAUUGUCACAUCAAGUGAUUAAAAUUGAGAUACAGGAUCUAAAAUUAUCAUUACCACAAGUGAAUCUAUUUACAGCCAAUUGUGGUGAUCGUACUUAAUCAACAACGAACAAAUUCUCAUAAU